AUGGCUACCCCUAGUGUCCUAGCUUUUGACGCUGAGGGUCGCGCCAUUGAUUUUGAGGUCUGGUUAGACGACCUGCAGCUGUUCUUACAGUGCGACAGGGCUGACGACCUUUCUCUCUUUGACCUCACCUCUGGCGCCUCUCCUGUCCCUGCUGCUGAUGCUGAUCCCGCUGUCCGCUCUAAGUGGGCCACCCGCGAUGCUGCUGCACGUCUUGCUGUGCGUCGCCACCUCCCUACCUCUGAGCGUGCGCACUUUAGUCAGUACAAGAGUGCUCAGACCUUGUACGACGCUGUAGUUGCGCGCUACGCCUCCCCUGCCACUGCUGCACUGAGCCGUCUCAUGCUUCCCUACCUCUUUCCUGACCUCUCUGCCUUUCCCACUGUCGCUGACCUCAUUACGCACCUCCGCACUAGUGACACUCGCUACCGCGCCGCCCUUCCUGCUGAGUUCUGCGCUAAGAACCCCCCCCCCAUGUACAUCGCUCUCUACUACGUAGUCGCACGCCUCCCUGACUCCCUUCGCGUCGUCAGGGACCACUUUCUCGCAGUCUGUCCCACCACUCUCACCGUCGACCUCCUCGAGAAGGCCCUCCUUGCAGCGGAGAAGAGCAUAGUCGCUGUAGGUGCUUCUCGUGGUGACCCUCGCACCCCCAUCUUUGAGGGGUGCUCUCCUUCCCCCUUGCUGCCCUCUGUUGCCUCUGCUGCUGCUGCCGACCUGCUUGGUCUUGAGUCGGUCGGCGCGGCGUCUGCCCCUAGUGGGAGACUUCGCUCCAGCAAGGGCAAGGGGGGCAAGGGCGCGGGUGGAGCUGGAGGGGGCGGUGGCGGUGGCGGCGGUGGCGGCGUAGGGAGUGGGGGUGGCGGCGGGGCUAGUGGCGGGGGUGGUGGUGGUGGUGGCGGCAGCAGCGGCGGAGACGGUGGUGGUGGUGCCAGCGGUGGUGGUGGAGGCAGCGGCGGAGGUGGAGGCGGCGGAGGUGGAGGCAGUGGAGGCGGCAGCGGAGGAGGCAGUAGUGGUGGAGGAGGUGGAGCUGGUCGGGGUGGUACCCCGCAGCGUAGCGGCGGUGGUGGUGGCCAGCGCUCGCACCGGCAGCAGCAGCAGCGCUCGCGGGACAUCCCUUCGCCUCAGCAGCUUCGUGAGUGGUACGCUGGGCGUCAGAGGGGUGGGGGUACUGGUCCCUGCACCUACGUUCUUCGUUCCGGCGACCGCGCGGGUGAGCAGUGUGGGGGUGCCCACGCCACCCAGCGCUGCUUUGGCCGCCUGACGGACGCUUGGCGUCAGCAGUUCCCUGGGGCUAGUGAGAUCCCUCGCUGGGAUGAGCUUCUCAGGGCUGGUGUAGCGAUCUUUGAUCUUGAUUUUGAUGCUAUCCUUACUGCUAUGUAUGUUGUGGAUUAUAGUGAGGAGAAUGAGGGUUACCGGUGUUUUCAGCCCGACCCGGGCAUUGGUACUGCUGCGCUAGGUGCUUGUGAGGCUGCUGCUCUAGGUGCCAGUGCGUCUGCGCUCUCAGGUACUGGUGAGACUGCGCUCUCAGGUACUGAGUCGUCCUCGUCCUCCCUCACUUUCACACUUGACUCCGGAGCUUCUCGCUCCUUCUUUCGAGACCGCACUACCCUUUCGCCGCUCGCCAGGCCGGUUGCGGUCUCCCUUGCUGACCCCUCUGGGGGUCCUGUCCUGUCUCACUUCUCCACUGUCCUCCCGUGUCCGGCUGCCCCUUCGGGCACCCUGUCGGGUCUGUACCUUCCCUCGUUCUCUACGAACUUGGUGAGUGGAGCGGACCUGCAGGAUGGGGGUGUUCACCAGUUCACUCCUGCGCGUCAGAGGGUGACCCACUGCACGGAGGCUUGCACAGGCCGACACCUGGCCACGUUCUCACGUCGGCCGGGGUCGAGUCUCUACACCCUGACCGUUGAGUCUCCUCCUGUCCCUGCGUCUGGUCAGGUGGCUGCGUCGGGACCUUCCUGUGUCCCCUGUGUCGAGGGUCGCCUCCGGGCUACUCCUCACUCCUCCCACUUCCCCCCGACAGAGGCUCCCCUGCAGACGCUUCACAUGGAUGUGUGGGGCCCAGCCCCUGUCCGUGGGCAGGGUUACGAGCGCUACUUCCUGUUGGUGGUUGACGACUACUCGCGUUACACCACAGUCCUCCCCUUGCGCAGCAAGGGUGCGGUCACUGAGGUGCUGAUCGACUGGAUCCGCGAGGCUCGUCUCCAGCUCAGGAAGAGCUUCGGCUCGGACUUUCCUGUUCUGCGUCUGCACUCUGACAGAGGCGGAGAGUUCUCUUCUCGCCUUCUACGAGACUACUGUCGUGCACGGGGGAUCCGCCAGACCUUCACGCUUCCGGACUCACCACAGAAAAAUGGGAUUGCUGAGCGCCGCAUUGGCAUGGUCAUGGAUGUCGCUCGUACGUCCAUGAUGCAUGCGGCUGCCCCCCAUUUUCUGUGGCCGUUUGCGGUGAGGUACGCGGCGCAUCAGCUCAACCUUCACCCCCGGGUCUCUCGGCCAGCGAUGUCCCCAGCCUUGCUGUGGACGGGGAAGGUUGGCGAUGCGUCUGUGUUCCGUGUCUGGGGAUCUCGGGCGUUUGUCCGCGACUUGUCUGCGGACAAGCUGUCCCCUCGUGCUGCUCCCUGUGUCUUCCUUGGCUUCCCCACUGACGCCCCAGGGUGGCAGUUUUACCACCCCUCCUCUCGUCGUGUUCUGUCCUCCCAGGACGUCACGUUCGACGAGUCAGUCCCCUUCUACCGUCUCUUCCCCUACCGCACUCCUUCCCUCCCCCCUCCCCCGGACUUCCUUGUGCCGGUUCCCCCCCCGGUAGACCCCCUCCCCCCUCAGGUUCCUGCCCCCUCAGGUGUGUCCCAGGUAGACGCCGUUGACCCGGUCGAGGUUACUGGUGACUCUGGUGCUGCUGCGGGUGCUGGGCCUGGGGGUGCUGACUCUGGGGGUGCUGUGCGCGGGGGUGCUGAGCCUGGGGGUGCUACUGCUGGGGGUGCUGGGCCUGAGGGUGCUACUGCGGAGGGUGCGGAGCCUGGGGGUGCUGAGCCGGGGGGUGCUGUGCCUGGAGCUGCUGAGCCUGGGGGUGCUGAGCUGGGAGCUGCUGAGCCUGGGGGUGCUGCGUCUGGAGUUGCUGAGCCUGGGGUUUCUCCUGCUGCUGCGUCUCGCCGGGAGCCCCUCUCUCCACAGGAGCUGCGCGAGUGGUUCGCUCGCCGCUGGAGGCGUGCUGCUGAGUCUGGAGGUGCUGCUGGAGCUGGAGCUGGAGCUUCUUCGACCGUCGAGGGUGCGGGUGCAGCCGGUCCCGGAGCUGCUGGCCCUGCAGGUCCUCCUGGAGCUGGAGCUGCUGAGGGCGUUCGUGCUGAGCCUGCUGCUGUUGGUCCUGCCGCUGGAGGUGUGGGUGGCGCUGGUGCUGUCGCUGAGGGUGCUGGUGCUGUCCCUGCUGAGUCUGGAGCUGCCGCGCGGCCUCGGCCGUACUUCGUUCCGCUCCUUCAGCAGGUUCUUGGUCUUUCUCCUCCAGUAGAGGGUCCACCGCCUGUCCAGUCGCAGCCCCUACUGGAGCCUUCCUCUCCGCUGCCUGCUCCCUCUCCUUACACUGGUCCUACUGGAGGUCUUGCUGAGCGUCGUGAGCCUGCGUCUCGUCCCGCGUCGCCUGUUCGUGCUGCUCGCGCUAGUGGUCGCAGUUCGCGUCAGCGUCCUCCUCCUGUCCCUGGCACGCACCGGAUGUCUUUACGUCCGUCCACUGCUCCUCUGCGUGCCCCUUUGCCUUCUCCUCCUGAGUCCUCUCUUCCUGCGCUUGCGGACCCUGAGUCGGACUCUCUUCGUGCUGCCAGUCCCACUGUCACGCGUCUGCUUGCUACUGUCGUCACUGACCCAUCUUUUGAGUCCACUGCUGCGUCUGCUCUAGUCGCUGAGCUCGUCGACUUUGCUGCUCGCUGUCGUCUCGACUACGCUGCUAGUCUUGUUGCUGAGUCUGCGUUUGUCUGUCCUCCGUCCGUCGGGGGUGAGUGUGCUCUUGGCACGGACGUCCUAGAGGACAGGCAGGAGGAGUUACAGUGUCUAGCAGCUGCUUCACCUCAUCUCGCGUCUGUACUGCUUGCCCCUGAGGGAGACCCGGAUGCACUAGACAUCCCGACUCCGCGUUCUUACGCGGAGGCCGUAGAGGGUCCCUACUCCUCUCAGUGGCAGGCAGCUAUGGACGAAGAGAUGGCUUCCUGGAAGUCCACAGGCACCUACGUUGACGCGGUUCCCCCUCCUGGGGCGAACAUCGUCAGUGGCAUGUGGAUCUUCAGGGUGAAGCGGCCGCCGGGCUCUCCACCUGUCUUCAAGGCACGGUACGUUGCUCGUGGCUUCAGUCAGCGGCAGGGAGUUGACUACUUUCAGACCUUCUCUCCCACCCCGAAGAUGACUACUCUUCGGGUGCUGCUGCACAUAGCCGCUCAGCGCGACUACGAGCUUCACUCUCUCGACUUCAGCACUGCGUUCUUGCAGGGUAGCCUGCACGAGGAGAUCUGGCUUCGCCGUCCACCUGGCUUCACUGGGACUUUCCCUCCUGGCACCCAGUGGAGCCUCCGACGGCCAGUCUACGGUCUCCGCCAGGCACCGCGUGAGUGGCACGACACACUGAGGACUACGCUUGCGGCUCUUGGGUUUGCUCCUUCUACUGCUGACCCGUCGCUGUUUCUUCGCACCGACACUUCCCUGCCGCCGUUCUACAUCCUCGUGUACGUCGACGACCUGGUCUUUGCCACAGCGGACACUGCUGGACUCGCCUACGUGAAGUCCGAGCUGUUGAAGAGACACACGUGCACAGACCUGGGUGAACUGCGCAGCUACCUUGGCUUGCAGAUCACUCGGGACAGAGCACGCCGCACCAUUACCUUGACUCAGUCACACAUGGUGCAGCAGGUCCUUCAGCGCUUCGGCUUCACGUACUCCUCGCCUCAGGCCACUCCUCUGCCUACUCGCCACUCACUCUCAGCUCUGCCUUCGGAUGAGUCCGUAGAGUCGAGUGGUCCGUAUGCGGAGCUUGUUGGCUGCCUCAUGUACCUGAUGACCUGCACACGACCUGACCUUGCAUACCCUCUGAGCAUUCUUGCACGCUAUGUUGCUGCUGGGAGACACAGACCGGAGCACAUGGCUGCAGCGAAGAGGGUAUUGCGCUACCUGUGCAGUACGUCAGGCAUGGGGCUAGUGCUUGGAGGGCGGAGUCCAGUGGUCCUUACCGGCCACGCGGACGCGUCUUGGGCUGACGACCAGGCUACGCAGCGGUCGUCACAGGGUUACACCUUCAGCCUUGGUUCCGGCUCUGUCUCGUGGCGGUCUACUCGCUCGUCUUCGGUUCUCGGCUCCAGUUGUGAGGCUGAGAUCUACGCCGGGGCCAUGGCUGCACAGGAGCUUCGCUGGCUCACCUACCUGCUGACUGACCUUGGAGAGCCGCCUCGUUCUCCUCCAGUGCUGUACGUAGACAACAAGGCUAUGCUGGCCUUGUGUCGAGAGCAGCGCUUGGAGCACAGAACGAAGCACAUUGCUCUCCGCUACUUCCUUGCUCGUGAGCUGCAGCAGCGUGGUCAGUUGCGACUUGCGUACGUGGCCUCUGAGGCCAACACUGCUGAUGUGUUCACCAAGGCACUUGCGCCUUGUGACCAUCAGCGCUUCUGCACCCAGCUGGGUCUUGUGCCUGUCUUGCCUCACUUGCUCUCCUCUUGA
Messenger RNA from Closterium sp. NIES-65, 5685 nucleotides. Lineage: Eukaryota; Viridiplantae; Streptophyta; Zygnematophyceae; Desmidiales; Closteriaceae. The record is from the annotation of a GenBank genome assembly.